This is a messenger RNA of Ogataea angusta, 762 nucleotides long. RefSeq lists its product as uncharacterized. The transcript has a single exon. The record is from RefSeq and is a predicted model, not a curated record. Bases 1 to 762 code for a protein of 253 amino acids. Gene Ontology annotation, molecular function: DNA binding. Gene Ontology annotation, cellular component: site of double-strand break; DNA replication factor A complex; nucleus. Lineage: Eukaryota; Fungi; Ascomycota; Pichiomycetes; Pichiales; Pichiaceae. Gene Ontology annotation, biological process: nucleotide-excision repair; DNA replication; double-strand break repair via homologous recombination.
AUGAGCGGAUAUCAACCGUACAACAAUUACACCUCUGACGGGACUGGAUACGGCAACUACAAUGGGAACGAUGGAGCCAGCUCUCAGACAAGGUCUGCUGUCACUCAGUCGCUUAUCCCGGUCACUAUCAAAGAAAUCAACGAUGCUAACCAGUCCGGACCUGACGCACCUUUUCAGACGCAUGGGCUAGAGUUAUAUUAUGUUGCCUUUGUGGGUAUCAUCAGAGAACUCGACGCUUCUCAAGCUCAAUCGACUAUGUUGAAGAUCGAAGACGGAACAGGAAUGGUUUCGGUGAGAAAAUGGAAUGACGAAGAAGGAAAUGAGUCGGACUCGUUUGCGACUGGUGAAUACGUUAAGGUGGUGGCUACCAUUAGGGAAUUUUCAGGCAAGAAACAGAUUCAGACACAAACAGUGCAAAAGAUCCAUGAUUUCAACGAGAUUCCAUAUCAUUUCCUUAGUGCCAUUAAAGUUUACCUUGACAAUUCAGGAUCAAGGAUGACUGGAAAACAUUCCAAUGGUGCGAAUGGAGACAGUUCCCUGUUUGUUAAUAAUGGAACUGCUGACAGCUCAAACUCUCCACUUGAGAAGAUUUUCGAGUUUGUUCAGGAGAACAGUGCCGUGAUGACUGACGGUGUGCCUCUGCAACUUAUUGCACAAAACUUCAAUAUCUCCAUCGAAGACGCGGAAUCCAAGAUUGCCACCUUGGUUGACGACGGCAGAAUCUACAACGGUUCCGACGACACUAAUUUCCUGGCUGUGUAA